CACUUUUACCGUCCAACACCCAUGUGAGGCACCAAUAACAUGGGGCUAAAUUACCAGCACCUAUUUGCUGCGUCCCCUGCCAGAGCCUGAACUCCUCUGUUUACGGCCCUGACCUAACAUCCCAUUCUCCCCCCAGCCAUGGUCCCGAAUCCGGCACUCUGAAAACCCUCAUCCCGCUUUUCUCACAAGACUGUGAGGUCUCACCCGUGGAUUGGAUGGGGACGACAAAGAAGAACAUCUUUUCCUGAGUGGGAUUUAACAUCAACUGGGUGAAACCGUCCAAAAAAGAUUACACAAGCAAAAUCAAAGGACAUUCGGCUGAAGUACCACCAUGGCUCUGGCAACUAAAGGUCCCAUAAUGAAGCCCAUCCCUCCCACCGCUGCAGAUUCCUCGGUUAGGGCAGCGCACCCAGACUUACCUACGGCCCGGAGCUAUGGAAUUUUACGAAUCAUGAAUCGUCCGGCGCAAUGGGUGGUCAUCAUCACACUUUUGAUCUCUUGGUCAAUAGCAGGUGUUGUCAUGUUUGACUUCGUCAGUGACGAUCAGAUUGCAAGCAUUCAAGAUUUCGGCUCUGAUCCGGUGCUAGGAGUGAACAAAGCCAUUGAAGGCAUUGAAAACAGGAUAAACCGUAUGAAUGAUAUGUUUAACGAUGCUCAAGAGUACGUCACUGAAAUAAUAUUUAAUCCGGUGGGAGCUAUUAGUUCAGCUGCUGACUCCUCUGUGUCUUGUCUGUCAGGAAUAUUUAGUACCGAUGGAGAUUCAGGAAUCACUGAAACGGUGAAAUAUGGGGGCACUGUAUUAGAUGAGGCUACAGAAUGGAUCAGAUCCCCAGUGGGCUAUGUAUUCCACUUAUUUGAAGACAUUCUGGAUAUAGCGCUUGCUCCAGUGGAUAUUAUCAGUGAAGCUCUUGUGCAAAUCUUAAGUGGGAUCAAGAGUGUUAUACAGUAUAUUUCAACCAUGCUUGGGGGCAUUGAAGACCUAACAGGGGACACAGGCAUCACUGAAACAGUGAAACUUGGUGGCAAUGUAUUGGAUGAGGCUACCGACUGGAUUAGAUUCCCAGUGGCCUACUUAUUCCACUUAUUCGAAGACAUCCUGGAUGUAGCAAUCAUUUAUCCAGCAGAUAUUGCCAGUGAAGCAGCUCUGCAAAUUUUAAGUGGGAUCAAGACCAUUUCUUCUAGCAUAUUCGGGAACCUUGAAGCUUGGUUUCCCAAAAUGAGUACUGAUCCUGCGGAGCUGGCUGAAGUAGUUGUAGAGGAGGCCACAGAAGUAAAGACCACCGUUUCUAAUUACCUAUCCAAUCUGUUUGCAGCGGAUGAAGGUGGUAUUCCUGACAUUAGCUUUGAUCCCGUGAAAGUCGUCACAGACACUGUUGAGGAGUUUGCUGACAGGAGAGAUAUGUUCUUGGCCUAUCUCUCAAACAUGCUCAUGGAGGACAAAGAUGACACACCGCAAGUGAUAAGACGAAAAGGAGAGUUUUUGCCCCCAAUGGAAAAAGUUCUUGAACAAGUGAAAGAAGCCAAAGAGAAAAAAGCUAGAGAGGAGAUAUACAAAAUCAUUCAAGAUAUGAGGGAGAAGAAGGCUGAUCUUGAAGAGGAAGAGAUAACGCUGCAACAAAUAAACAUAACAGUAGAAAAAGUCAAGAAAAAAGAAGAUGAGAAAAAGGAGAUAGAAAAGGCUAAAAGAAAACAAAAAUCCAAAGAGGACAAGACUAGAGAACCAACAAUAAAGGACACCAAGAAAAAACCUGACAAAAAGGUGACUAAAGUGGAUGAGGAACCUCUUCUAAAAAAGAAGAAAUCUGGACCUGAGAAAAAGGUUAAGCCAGCAAAGAAAGAUGUUGAGAUGGCCAAAGACAAAAUCAAAGCAUUACCUGUAAAGAAAGGUGAAGUGGCCAAAAAAGAGACCAAACCAACACCAUCUAAAAAAGAGGCUGAAGUUACAAAAGAAAAGGCCAAACCAGCUCGUUCAAAGAAAGAAAAAGCUGAGGUUAUUAAAGAAAAGGCCAAACCAGCUCCAAAAGGAAAAGUUGCUGAGGUUGUCAAGGAAAAAGCUAAACCAGUACUGAAGGCUCAAGCUCCCAAGGAAAAAGCUAAACCUGUGAAGAAAGAAGCUAAAGCCAAGGAUAAACCACCAGCACCUGUUAAAAAAGAGCCUGAGGUGCCUAAAGAGAAGACCAAACUGAAGCCCCCAACGAAAGCAGCUGAAGUGAAAGAAAAACCUGUCCCUGCGAAGAAAGCCAAAGCCCCAACAGUGAAAGACAAAGCUGCUCCGGUAAAGAAAGAGGCUAAAGCUCCCAAGGACAAAAUUAAACCGGCCCUUUUGAAGAAAGAGCCUGAUGUUUCUAAAGAGAAAGAAAAACCACCAACUGCCAAGAAAGAAGAGAAGCCAGCACCUGCUCCUGUUAAAAAAGAGCCUGCAGUUGCAGAAGAGAAAAUCAAACCAGUACCUUCAAAGAAAGAUACCGAAGCUACUAAGGAGAAAGCGAAACCAGCUCCAGUUAAAAAAGAGCCUGAAGUUUCUAAAGAAAAAGCCAAGCCAGAACCUUCAAAGAAAGAGGCGGAAGCUGUUGAAGAGAAGGCAAAACCAGCCCAGGCUAAAAAAGAGCCUGAAAUUAUUAAAGAGAAGGUGAAACCUCCAAAGAAAGAAGCUGUAAAAGAAAAGCCCAAAGGUACUUCUGUAAAGAAAGAACCUGAAGUUCCAAAAGAAAAGGCAAAACCUGAACCUACCAAAAAAGAGGCAGAAGUUGCCAAGGACAAACUUAAACCUGUAGCUGUAAAGAAAGAAUCUGCUGCUGCAGUUGAAAAGGCAAAACCUAAACCUGCACCAAAGAAAGAACCUGAAGUUACCAAAGAGAAGGCUAAACCAGAACCUGCAAAGAAAGAACCUGAAAUAACCAAAGAAAAACCCAGGGCGCCCAAGAAAGAGGCUAAAGUCAUUAAGGAGGAAGCUAAACCAGUUCCUGUAAAGAAAGAGGUCAUUAAGGAGAAAGUUAAACCAGCUCCUGUAAAGAAAGAGCCUGAAGUAGCUAAAGAGAAGACACCUGAACCAAAACCAAAAAAAGAGCCUGAAGUUAUUAAAGAGAAACCAGCACCUCCAAAGAAACCUGAGGUUCCAAAGGACAAGGCAAAACCAGUCCCAGAAAAGAAAGCACCUGAAAUAAUCAAAGAAAAAGCAAAACAAGCUCCAAAGAAAGAAGCUGAAGUCAUCAAAGAGAAAGUAAAACCAGCCCCUGAGAAGAAAGAGGCUGAAGUCAUUAAGGAGACUGUAGCUCCUGUAAAGAAAGAGCCUGACGCUGCAAAAGAAAAGGCACCAGAACCCAAACCCAAACCCACAGAGAAAGUUGAGGUUCCAAAGGGAAAGGAAAAAACAGUCCCUGAAAAGAAAGAACCUGAAAAAACUAAAGAAAAACCUAAGCCUGUCCCAAAGAUAAAAGAGGCUGAAGUCAUCAUCAAAGAGAAAGCUAAACCAGCUCCUGAGAAGAAAGAGCCUCAAGUCAUUAAGGAAAAAGUUAAAGCAGCUCUUGAGAAAAAAGAGACUGAAGUCAAGGAGAAAGCAAAACCAACUCCUGUAAAGAAAGAAACUGAAGUUAUCAAAGAAAAAGCCAAACCAGCCCCUGAGAAAAAAGAGGUUGAAGUCACCAAGGAGAAAGCUAAACCAGCCCCUAAGAAGAAAGAGGCUGACGUCAUCAAAGAGAAAGCUAAACCAGCUCCUGAGAAGAAAGAGGCCGUAGUUGUUAAGGAGAAAGCUAAACCAGCCCCUGAGAAGAAAGAGGCUGAAGUCAUCAAAGAGAAAGUUCAGCCAGCUCCUAAAAAGAAAGAGCCUGAAGUUGCUAAAGAGAAAGCUAAACCGACCCCUGAAAAGAAAGAGGCUGAAGUCAUCAAGGAGAAAACUACAGCAGCCUCUGUAAAGCAAGAACCUGAGAUAAUUCAAGAAAAACCCAAGCCAGCACCAAAGAAAGAACCUGAAGUUAAAGAAAAGGCUAAACCGGUCCCUAAGCCGAAAGAAGCUGUUGUCAUCAAGGAAAAAGCUAAACCAGCCCCCGAGAAGAAAGAGGCUAAAGUCAUCAAGGAGAAAACUAAACCAGCUCCUGUAAAGAAAGAGCCUGAAGCUGUUAAAGAAAAGGCUCCAGAACCAAAACCCAAAAAAGAGACUGAAGUCAUCAAAGAGAAGGCUAAAGCCGUCCCUAAGAAAAAAGAGGCUGAAAUUAUUAAGGAGAAAGUUAAACCAGCUCCUAUAAAGAAAGAGCCAGGGGUUCCUAAAGAAAAGGCGCUUGAACCAACGCCAGAACCUACAAAGAGAGUUGAAGCUCCAAAGGAAAGGGCGAAACCUUUCCCUAAAGAAAAAGCACCUGAGAUAACUAAAGAAAAAACAAAACCAAAGAAAGAGCCUGAAGUCAAGGAAAAAGCUAAACCAGCCCCUAAGAAGAAAGAGGCUGAAGUCAUCAAGGAGAAAGUUAAACCAGCUCCUGUAAAGAAAGUUCCUAAAGAAAAAGCUUCUGAACCAAAACCCAAAAGAGCACCUGAAGUCAUCAAAGAGAAAGUAAAACCAGCCCCUGAAAAGAAAGAGGCUGAGGUCAAGGAGAAAGCUAAACCGGCCCCUGAGAAGAAAGAGGCUGAAGUCAUCAAGGAGAAAGUUAAACCGGCUCCUGUAAAGAAAAAGCCUGAAGUUCCUAAAGAAAAGGUUCCUGAACUGAAAGUCAAAAAAGAAGCAGUCAUUAAAGAGAAAGUAAAACCAGCCCCUGAGAAGAAAGAGGCUGAAGUCAAACCAGCUCCUGUAAAGAAAGAAGUCAUCAAGGAGAAACCUAAACCAGCCCCUGAAAAGAAAGAGGCUGAAGUCAUCAAGGAGAAAGUUAAACCAGCUCCUGUAAAGAAAGAAGUCAUCAAAGAGAAACCUAAACCAGCCCCUGAAAAGAAAGAGGCUGAAGUCAUCAAGGAGAAAGUUAAAACGGCUCCUGUAAAGAAAGAGCCUGAAGUUGCUAAAGAAAAGGCACCUGAAAAGGCACCAAGAAUAGCACCUGAGAUAACCAAAGAAAAGCCAACGCCAGCACCAAAGAAAGAGGCUGAAGUCAUCAAAGAGAAAGCUAAACCAGCUCCUGAGAAGAAAGAGGCUGAAAUCACCAAGGAGAAACCUAAACCAGCUCCUGAGAAGAAAGAAGCUGAAGUCAUCACAAAGAAAUUAAAACCGGCUCCUGUAAAGAAAGAGCCUGAAGUUGCUAAAGAAAAGGCCCCUGAACUGGCACCAAAAAUAGCCCCCGAGAUAAUCAAAGAAAAGCCAAAGCCAGCCCCAAAGAAAGAGGCUGAAGUCAUCAAAGAGAAACCUAAACCAGCCACUGAGAAGAAAGAGGCUGAAGUCAUCAAGGAGAAAGUUAAGCCAGCUCCUUUAAAGAAAGAACCUGAAGUUCGUAAAGAAAAGGCAGUGCCAGAACCUACAAAGAAAGUUGAGGUUCCAAAGGAAAAGGCAAAACCGGUUCUUAAAGAAAAAGAACCCAAAAUAACCAAAGAAAAACCAAAGCCAGCUCCAAAGAAAGAAGCUGUAGAAGAAGCUAAAGCAGCCCCCGUGAAGGAAGAGGCUGUAAUUAUCAAAGAGAAAGCGAAACCAACUUCUGUUAAGAAAGAGGCUGAAGUCAUCAAGGAGAAAGCUGAACCAGCUCUUGAAAAGAAAGAUGAUGUCAGCCUUAUUGGUUUGGACUUGGAGCUCCUGAACUCUAUCAACCAAAAGCUGUCUCUUCUGGACUUACUGAGGAAGGACAUUGGUGAAAUGAAGAGUGAUCUGGAGACCACUCAAAAUCAAAUCACACUUUUACGGAUGGACAACAGAACAAUCAAAGAGCCAGAGACUGUUGGUAUAAAAGUUAAACCUAUGGUCUCCAAGGAAAAGGUGAAAACAGCAAAAAAAGACCAUGAUGCUCUGAUGAACGUUACUAAGACAGCACAUAUUAAAGCAGAACGUAAUGCACUGAAAAACAUCACUAAACCAGCACCUGCAAAGAAAGACAAAGAGGCUCCAAAAGCUAAGAUCAGACCAGAACCCAAAAAGAAAGAAAUCAUCCAGGAGAAGGUCAAAGAAGUAAAGGAACCUUUGCAGAAAGAACCUGAGCAGGUCGAACAAAAAAGAGUAUUCGAGCCAACUGAGAAGGAACCUGUUGUGGACAAGGAAGUAAAACAAGAAGAACCUGAUGUCACCAAAGAUAUUCCAGAGAUAGAGGAGGAGGACGUUCCCUACUUCCAGUGUUUCUUUGUGGAUGAGGAUGACACUCAGUAUCCGUUCUUCCCCUUUUCACCACCGCUGUGGUGAGUUCAGAUAAACCUCGCGGCCUGACGUCAAACGACACGGCGAAGCCGGCGAAGACGGCCCUGUGAACGCCGAAGAUCCUGCUGCUCUGAUGCAGCGGAGGGCUUCACAGUAGGUCCUACAGCAUUACACCAGCGACGACCAAGAAAUGUGAAAGAUUUCAGUCACUUCCUGGAUUAAAACCGGAAAACUUCCUUCUCAAAAUCUUUGUCAUUUUGAUGGACAGAGCUUGCACUAUUUAUUAUAGAACCUUAAGGCUAUCCGCUUUCUUAUUAAUACCAUGGAUUUUCCUUUCGUUUCCGAAUAAUUCAUUUCUAGUUUUUUGUCCCAGAAGGAAUGCGAGUAUAGUUUGUCCAGACAGAGCUGACCUGAAGCGAUGAAAGAACUAACUUCCUUUCUGAACGCUGCAGUGCGUUCAGGAUUGUAAUAUUUUAUAUAUAUAUAUACACACACAAGGUACAUAACCUCAUUUUGAUGGGGUGCUAAUUCAAAGCAUUCCACUGUGUUUUUCUGUCAGAAUGGGGUUUGAAAGUUGUUCGCGUUUCGCACAACUGGAAGGGAGGAUUAAUUCAUCAAGUGAACAACUAUUUCAUGUAUCUUUUCUUAGUAAAACUGUUUACCGAAGCGUUUACAGAAGUAACAGCUGCACUGAGAAAUAAGAGCUUUCCACGGUAAGCUCAGUUCCUCUGAAUGUAUACAUUUUAUUUUUUUUAUUUUAUUUGUCAUAUUUUUUUUUAUGUAUAUAAACCUGUACUUUACAGAGGAAACAAAUAUGUUUUAUUCAGUGCUCUUUAUAAAUGAACACGCUGGAUUUGUGCAUAACAAAAUUCAACUAAAAUGUGGUGCUAAAUCCAAGAAUAUGAAUGCAACUGCAUUGUUUUAAUGUAUUACAUUGCGAACACUGCUGUUUGUACAUUUCUCUGCAUAACAAUAGUUUAUGUACGAUAAUGUCUGUACAAAUGCAGAUGAGUGUUUGCGAUAGUACAUGGAUAGUCCUACCUAAUGUAGAGCAGCCGAUUAAAUGGCUUUCUGAAUUGUCUAUUGCACAUUGUACUUAUACAGAAGAUAAAAUGAUGUGCCGGAUGAAAGGUAUUGCAUGCAACCGCGGUGUUUCUCAGCACUGCCUCUGGUGGCUCGCUGGCUCGUUACUUCAUUACUUGAUUUAAUGACGUUAGUGAGCGUUUAAUGGUGUGUACUAGAGAGACACACCAUUAAACUGGUGUGCCGGUGGGCCGCCCCAGAGACAUUUUCUUUUACUGCCACUGUCUUUUCUGCAGGAGUUCAGCAUGUGGCUCCAUUGAAAAUAAACUCACGUCUGUACAAAGAGCUUUUUUUUUUCCUCUGAUGUGCAGUAACUUGGGGUGACUGUAGAUUCUAUUUUCCCCAGACAUGUCCUGACUAGGAUUUCUAAAUGGCCUAAAAUGGAUGGGUUAUGGCUUUGUUUUUGUGCUCGCUGAAGGUGAAAAGUAGUUCGUGAAGGCGCUGUGCUUAAUUGACCAGUUGUGGGAUCUACAGAGAACGGUCAAGGCAAUGCAAAUACAUGUACGUAGAAUGUAUGAGGACUGUAAAUAGGAAUCAGUAAGGAAGCGAAGCCUAAAUCUGGGCAUUUCAGGCAAAAUAUCAAUACUAGCCAGGAUGUGUCUGGGAAAAAGAUGAUGUAUAGUCACCUGCACAAAUGCAUAUUAUAGCAAUGCUCAGUUGUAACAGAAAUAAUAGGUCUCUUUUGGACUUUUUUAAAAGAUAGCUACUUUAACCAUGGUAGAUUAUUAACUUGUUGGUGUGUUUACAUGCAAACUGUGCAGCAACGAAUAACAGCUUUUUUUUCAAUAGUUCAUAUAGUUCUUUAAAAUUGGCAUAGUGUCAUUUUUAAAUGUAAUUUACAGUUCGUAUUUGAAAAAUAUGUUCCUCAAAGAAAAUAGUUUUGCAUGAUGUUUGCAUGAAUUGAAAAAUGCAUUUAAACCAGACCGUUUAAUUUGUGUUUUGCGAUGAGCUAAAAUGCAUAAUGUAAUAUUGUAUUCAUUUUUUUUUUUCCUUUUGCAUGGUUUUGCGGUCAGAUAGGAUUGUUCUCUGCACAAUGUAUAGCCGUACUGAAUUCAUAUUCAUAAAGCUCUCCAGAGAAUCAACAAUAUGGUCAGUAUGCAAAAUCAAACCGGCCUGUAUGAAAUGUAAAUGUUAUUUGAACUGUAAAGCAGCUGUAAAUGUAAUACAGACUUGAUUAGGUCUGAUUUAGAAGAAAUAAAUGUUUGCAAUAAUCACAA
This is a messenger RNA of Puntigrus tetrazona (Sumatra barb), 8553 nucleotides long. Its product is annotated as titin. Gene Ontology annotation, molecular function: signaling receptor binding. The record is from RefSeq and is a predicted model, not a curated record. Gene Ontology annotation, cellular component: sarcoplasmic reticulum; membrane. The transcript has 109 exons. Lineage: Eukaryota; Metazoa; Chordata; Actinopteri; Cypriniformes; Cyprinidae. Bases 332 to 6298 code for a protein of 1988 amino acids.